Messenger RNA from Anarrhichthys ocellatus (wolf-eel), 2636 nucleotides. It is a transcript of the gene nudt12, whose product is annotated as nudix (nucleoside diphosphate linked moiety X)-type motif 12. Lineage: Eukaryota; Metazoa; Chordata; Actinopteri; Perciformes; Anarhichadidae. Gene Ontology annotation, molecular function: NADH pyrophosphatase activity; protein binding; metal ion binding. Gene Ontology annotation, cellular component: peroxisome; cytosol. Gene Ontology annotation, biological process: NADP+ catabolic process; NAD+ catabolic process. The coding region runs from base 566 to 1936 and encodes 456 amino acids. The transcript is spliced from 8 exons. The record is from RefSeq and is a predicted model, not a curated record.
ACUAGUUUACAUUAUAAAGUCAUUAAAAUGAGCUGUGUAUGUGUGUGUGUGUGUGUGUGUGUGUGCGCAGAAUGCACCACACUGUAGGAGGUAGCCUGCAGGCUGCGUUCAGCAGCAUUGAUGGCAGGAAGCAGAAAAAGUGCUGCAAAGCCAGUGCAAAAUGUGCUGCAUUCAGUGGUUCCUUGGAAAAUGCAACAUCUUCACCCAAAUAUGUAUGAUGGACAGUUUGACCGUUAAAAAAACAAAUGUAUAACUGAUUAUAACAACAUAAGUAAAACAUCUACAGGAAGGAAAGAGGCUGACAAUAAAUAAAAAUAUAAAACAAGACUAUCAGUUAAAAAUAACAAAAAUAAACAAAUGUAUAGCUGACACCUUCCCUGACUUUAUGGCAGUUUUGCAAAAAAAACUAAAAAAAGUUAUCGCUGCUAACUCUCAGAAAUACGACAGUUUAAGGGGAUCUUGAAGGCAUCACGGUUGAACGCAGCUCGUCACCGUUUAUUCAACACAACAGACACACACUGCCUCCCGGACGGAAGAGAAACACGAGCAGAGCUGCACAGCGAGGAUGACGAGCCUCCAGCUGAGUGCGCAGGAGGAGGCGGUGGAGAGGUUUCUGGACGCGGCGGCCCGAGGAGACCUGAUCCAGGUGUCCACGCUGCUGUCCCACGUCCCCUCGCUCAUCAACCGGUCGGGACACAGCGGCUGGACGGCGCUGAUGCUCGCCGCUCGCAAUGGACACUACGAUGUGGUGGAGGCGCUGCUGUCGCACGGCUGCGACAAGUUCUCCGUGAACAGCUCGUCGCAGAGCGCCUACGAUAUCGCCAAGUUCUGGGGCCACCGACACGUCUCCAACCUGCUGGGCCGGACGGACGACGGCUGCCAGCGUGUCCUGCCGGGCUCCGACCUCCACCAGCAGGAGAACUACUUCAGCAGGGAGACGCUGGACCGGCUGAGUGCCAAGAGGACCGACAAGGUCUGGCUGGAGGACAGACGGAGCGACCCGGACACGGUCUACCUCCUGUUCUCCAACCUCAGCCCCAUGGUCAGCGGCCCCCGGGAGGACGACAGCGCCGGGGCUGAGACCAAGCUGUGUCGGUUCAGAUACGAGGCAGUGAAAGACCUCCAGAAACCUGCCACUGUGCUCAUCUUCCUGGGAGUGGAGAAGAGGAAGAAACCCUCCUCUUCCUCCUCUCAGACAGCGGAUGGUGUCCAGGAGCCUCCCGCCUGGUUUGCCAUCAACACCGAUGAGGACGCUGCCGAACUUCUUAAACGCUGCCGAGAGAAGAACUGCUGCUUCCCGAAGAUGCCCAACAGAGACCUGCUGAAGCUCAGCGAGGAAGAGGCCGGAGUUGUGGCUCAGGCUCGGUCGGUGUUGGCCUGGCACAGCCGCUACAGCUUCUGUCCCACGUGUGGCAGCAGCACCGGGCUGGAGGAGGGAGGAUACAAGAGGAGCUGCCUGAACUCCGACUGCAGGAGCCUGAAGGGGGUCCACAACACCUGCUAUCCACGAGUCGACCCAGUGGUCAUCAUGCUGGUGAUCCACCCCGAUGGAAACCAGUGUCUACUGGGGAGGAAGAAGAUCUUUCCAGUCGGCAUGUUCUCCUGUCUGGCCGGAUUCAUAGAGCCUGGGGAGACGAUGGAGGAGGCGGUGAGGAGGGAGGUGGAGGAGGAGAGCGGGGUGAAGGUGGGGCCGGUGCAGUACGUCUCCUGCCAGCCGUGGCCGAUGCCCUCCAACCUCAUGAUCGGCUGCCUCGCUGUCGCCAUGUCGACCGGCAUCAAAGUGGACGAAGACGAGAUCGAGGAAGCUCGGUGGUUCUCACGGCAACAGGUCAUCGACUCGUUCAGAGGAACCCGUCCAGCCUUCACCGUUCCCCCCAGACAGACCAUCGCCCACCAGCUCAUCAGACACUGGAUCGGCAUGAACUCCAACCUCUGACCUGCAGCUCUCAACCUGCAGACGGUCACACGGGUCCUUUAAAGACAACCACAGCCAGCAGCAGAUGUCUGAACUGCUGCGAGUCGAGGGAAUCCCCGGUUCUUCAGAUGGUAGCCAACGCGGUGCUUUAAUGUGGUUUGUAUUCACUGUUACAGCCACAUGGUUGAGAUGCUGGCUGGUGUGUGGAGCGGUACGUAGUGCAGAUGUGACAACAACACACUCGUACUGGACUCCAGAUCUCAGGUUAGAACUUACACGUGGGAACUUGUAGUGUGACGAUUAAUCCCCCAAAAGGGACAAAUUUAAGAUAAAUUUAAAAGUUUAGGAAGAGAUGGAGAAAGUGCAGACGUUUAGGUUAUAACACCAGAUAAAUGCAGAAAGAUUGAAUCUGUAAAUUAGACAGAAACAGCAAUACUGUGAUAUUAAACAUCAGAAUCACAUCAAUCUCAAACUCCUCUGAAGCUUCAGGUCUCUUUGUCAAAUCAAAUAUCAUCUUCAUACAUUUAUUAAACGUAUCCACAAGAGAAGAAGAUUAACUGACUGAUAAUAAAAUCAAGUAGGAUUUUCCCUCGUCAAUAUCUGCCGUGAUGGAUGACGAUUAUUAGGUCAAAAUCGACAAAAUGGCCGACACUGGGCGCUGAUGAUUGAUGCACGACAAAUGUCUAUGAACUGGAAAUAUUAAAUUGCUUAAUAAAACUGA